Messenger RNA from Amphibalanus amphitrite, 1689 nucleotides. Its product is annotated as phenoloxidase-activating factor 3-like. The record is from RefSeq and is a predicted model, not a curated record. Gene Ontology annotation, molecular function: serine-type endopeptidase activity. Gene Ontology annotation, biological process: proteolysis. The coding region runs from base 382 to 1503 and encodes 373 amino acids. Lineage: Eukaryota; Metazoa; Arthropoda; Thecostraca; Balanomorpha; Balanidae. The transcript has a single exon.
GAAUGUCAAGCCUUGCGUAUCUGAACAGUGCAAUGGCCGGACACUGGUCAUUGGACAGCGUUCCAACCGGUCCUGACAUUCCGUCACCCAGUCACCCAGGCAGUCGGCACUCAGGCUGGGGAGAGGGUGACGUCAAACGCCGGACUACGCUGGAUAUUUGGUCCAGAGCCGGGCGGCCUCUGUGCUUUCCAGAGUUUGCGCUGCUGCUGGCCGCGCGGGGCCCGGGUGCACUGUUUAUAAGAUCAGUGGGCGUGCGGUGUCCGGCGUGCCCCAGUCGACGAUCGCAGUGCUCGGGCUCGCUGGUGAGGAGACCGGUCACCGUCGCUGCCCGGUCAGAGUGGCACUCCGUCCGGGUCCCCUCCUGGCCCUCCGCCGUCCGCCAUGAGGAUACUGGAUGUCCUGGUGACGGCCUGUGCCCUGGCGGUGGCCGUCUCUGCCGGCAGACUCAAACGGCAGAGCGAACUCGAGUGUCGUGACGCCAGAAAUCGAACGGGAACGUGCGGCUCCAUCGAAGAGUGUGACGGCCUCAGCUGGAUAGUCGAAGCCGGCCGACGACCGACGCCCAUCGAGUUCAACUUCCUCAAGAAGAGUGUUUGCGGCCGGACGAAGACUCGAGUGCACAUCUGCUGCGCACCGUCAUCGUCCCAGCCACCUCCGGAGGACCACCCCAACAAGCACCUGGUGGAGCAGGGCAAACUGUGCGGCACAGUCGUGCACCAGCGAAUCCGCGGCGGAGACGAGGUGCCCAUCGGCAAGCACCCGUGGAUGGCGGUGCUGUUUUACCGCGACCUGAUCACCGGUAGCAUCCGCCCUGGCUGUGGCGGCGCGCUCAUCAGCCAGCAGCACGUGCUGACGGCGGCGCACUGCGUCACCGACCUGGGCGACGCGGAGCUCAUGCUCGUCCGGCUCGGAGAGCACGACCUCACCUCGCGUGAGGAUUGUCAGCAGAGGGCGGACGGCUCACCAAUCUGCAACCACCCGCAGAACUUCCGCAUCAAUGCCAGCCUCUUCCACGAGGGAUACAGCAGGAUCAACUCGAGCAACGACAUCGCGCUGAUUAAGCUGGACCGUCCCGUGCUGGAGGACGACUUUGUCGGCAAGAUCUGCCUACCGUUUGGUAUAGCAGGACACCGCGACUACACGGGCGUGAACCUGACGGCGGCUGGCUACGGCCGGCUGGGCCCCAGCUCCAGCUCGCCCUCCAGCCAGGUGUUGAUGGAGGUGAGGCUGCCCGGCGUGGACCAGAGAGUCUGCAGCGACGUCAUCACCCGGCACAAAGGCGUCAUCACAGAUAAGCAGAUAUGUGCCGGUGGCGAGGACGGCCGCGACUCGUGUGACGGCGACUCGGGAGGCCCACUGAUCGCUCCAACACCCACCGGGCCACCCUACAGCCUGGUGGGCGUGGUGUCGUUCGGGGCGGUGCGCUGCGGCGAGGGCGGGGUGCCCAGCGUCAACACGAGGGUCUCCGAGUACCUCAACUGGAUUCUGGACAGGCUGGACUGAACUGAACGCUUCGCCGUCGUGAUGAUAGUGGAAGGCCUUGCUCUUCCGUCUUUGUUUAUCGUGUAGAAUCUGUGCUACGUUUGGUCAGGUAUAAGAGCGGAACACGGGUUCUUUGGUUAAAUAGCAGGUAUAAGAGCUGCACACAAGCGGACGUGUUGUGGUGCUAAAUACAUUGUGACAACUGCU